Messenger RNA from Periophthalmus magnuspinnatus, 2470 nucleotides. RefSeq names its product SAM and SH3 domain containing 3 (gene sash3). NCBI's taxonomy places the organism in Eukaryota, Metazoa, Chordata, Actinopteri, Gobiiformes, Gobiidae. The transcript is spliced from 8 exons. The coding region runs from base 227 to 1411 and encodes 394 amino acids. The record is from RefSeq and is a predicted model, not a curated record. Gene Ontology annotation, molecular function: protein binding.
GCAGCACCAAAAACAAGAGUUACUACCUCCCUGCUGUCUCUCAGACCAUGUGACUUCCUUUCAGCUUCUGCUCUUCUUUCGGCUACUCAGUCACCAGCCGCAGCUCUACCUUCCUCUGUUUUCUCUCACCUCAAAAAGACAGUUAGGGACCAGACAAUCCUAAAUAUCAGAGGAGUUUGUAGAGAAGGUUCUUUUCUGAGGUCCAGUGAACAAGGGACCAAAGACAAUGCUGCGCAGAAGGCCUUCAAAUGCAUCUGAGAAGGAGCAGGUGCAAAAGAAGAAGCUCACGUUACAAAGAUCAAGCAGCUUCAAGGAUUUUAUGAAGCACAAACCCACAUCCCCUGUGGCUUUGGACAAAGAAUUCACUUUGGAGGAGUCGGUGGCAGAAGGAGCGCAGACAGAAGAUGUGGGGAAAAGCGGCAUCAAACUGGGCAAAAAAUGGCGCAACGUCAUUUCACGCACCAUGACCCGCAAAACGUCCAAAAUGGUGCAGAAGGCCCUGGCAGAGGAAGGAACUGACAGCUGUGAGGACCUGUCCCCAGUCUCUCCAGACUUUGUCCCAGACCUGAGUUUGGGACAGAGGACGUCCGUGUGCUCCACAGGAUCAGAGGACACUGUACCCAGCCCCACUAGGCAGCUAUCCGCCAACUGUGACAGGCAGAGCUUGGACAGUGGCUACAGUCAGAGGGACAGUGUGAGACUGGAGGAGAGCUCUUAUAAUGGGCCGUUCUGUGGAAGCGCUGUAGUGCACACUGACUUUAUCCCAAGCCCCUAUGACGUGGAGUCACUCAAACUACAGAAAGGCGAUAUAAUCCACAUAAUAGAGAAGCCCCCAGUGGGGACGUGGACGGGAAAGCUGAACAACAAAGUGGGAUCCUUUAAGUUCAUCUACGUCAACCUACUGCCAGAUGAGAGCCCCUCCACCAAACGACGACAGCGCAACUGCAAGAAAACCAAGAGCAAAGCCAAACCCAGGACUCUGGAAGAAAUACUGGACAACAUCGGACUCAUUGAGCUGAGUGGUCUGCUGUCGAUGCACGGCUUCCAAAGCCUGGAGGACUUCACAGGUCUGAAAGAGUCACAUCUCAAUGAGCUCAACAUAACUGACCCAGAGCAGCGCUGCAAGAUCCUCAACGCCACAGAGCUCUGCAGAGACUCUGAUGAAGAGUCAACGGAGGAGGAAGAAGAAUCUGUGAAGGAAACAAAGGAGCCCAGAGAUUCAGGUUGUUUCGAGAGCUCUGAAAACUUGGACAAACCCAAAACAAACCCACAAGAAACAACAGAAGACUCCAUAGACCAGGAGAAAGACCUGCCAGAACCAGAACAGGAAGCCCCCACAGAGCAAGAGGGGACCGCCAUAGAGGGACAGAUGAAGGAACUGACCUUAAAUGAAGACUCAGAUCUGAACUAAUUAAUGAACUUAAUAAUGGUAGACUGAAAGAAAGGCUCUAACAAACUGAUACCUAACAUUUUUUAGUUGGCUCAAAUAAAAAUGGAACUAGGAAUUACAGCAUUAAGUCUGUAGAAAUGUGCAUUAGAAAAGAGAGCCAUGUGUGUCUUUACUUGACUAUCAGUUAAAUAUAUGUGUUUUUGCCAGUGGUGGAAGAAGUACUCAAUUUUGUUACUUAAGUACAGAUACCGUAGCAAAGAAAUACUCAAUUGAAAGUAAAAGUAUGAAAUGAAAAAUAUCUACUUAAGUAAAACUUUUAAAGUACCUAUUUAAAAUUGAUUUAAGAGUAAAAACUAAAAACAUUUUGCACAGAUUUUGAGACGUAUUAAAUCUUCAGAUGUAUUAAUUUUCAUAAAGAUUUGUGUUGAAUUUUGUUCAACUGGAACAAUUUAAUAAUUUCUUUGCUCAAAUUAUGAAGUUGAUCAAAAUAAGCCUUCAGCCUUUUCAGCAGGUCUCAAAUUAUGAUUAAAAUAUCCUCUUACUUUUCAGUCCUGUUCAAAAAUGUAGUGGAGUAGAAAACACAGAUACCUCUCAAAUGUAGUAAAAUAAAAGUAAAAAUUAUCCACUUUAAAUUUUACUUAAGCAAACUACAGAUACCUAAAAAAAAAGUACAGUACUUUUACUUUGUUACAUUCUAUCACUGGUUUUUGCCUGUGUUAAUAUUAAAGGAGGAAGAAUAACUCAGACCAAACCCAUGAACAUAAUUUUGGGACUGGUUGUGUUAGGAGAGGCCUGGUUAUUUAACAUGCAUAGCCACUGUCAGGCCACACCUUACCAUUGUACCUGUUUUUACUCAAGGAUGAAUGUUUUGCUUAUCUUUUUGACCAACAUGUAGCAAGGAUAAAUGACAACGAAUUGUCUUGUACUUUGUAAUGUGUCAUUUCGGUGUCAUAACUUGCAUCAGAAGGGAGCUGAUGAAACAACGCUGUAAAUAGCAUCAUGUUUUAGUAACUGAAGGCAAAUGGAUUCUUGUCUUUUGAAUCCUUGCCUUGUUUUUUAAUAAAUGAAAAGAUUCUGAAA